Aspergillus pseudotamarii is the source of this 1368-nucleotide messenger RNA. RefSeq names its product Zn(II)2Cys6 transcription factor. The record is from RefSeq and is a predicted model, not a curated record. Gene Ontology annotation, molecular function: zinc ion binding; DNA-binding transcription factor activity, RNA polymerase II-specific. The transcript is spliced from 4 exons. Bases 1 to 1368 code for a protein of 455 amino acids. Gene Ontology annotation, biological process: regulation of DNA-templated transcription. NCBI's taxonomy places the organism in Eukaryota, Fungi, Ascomycota, Eurotiomycetes, Eurotiales, Aspergillaceae.
AUGGGCGAAAGAAAGCACAGACAUAUCACAUUUUCAGGGUGUUGGACCUGCAAGGCCCGGAAGGUUAAAUGUGACGAGAACCCACUGGGCUGCGCAAGCUGCCUACGACUCGGAAUAACCUGUGGUGGAUAUGAUAUCCAAUUGCAAUGGAUUUCCUCGGAUGCAGGUCGUCGGCCCCACAGGGAUCUUUCUGCACGGAUCGGAAGGAGGCGCAUUGGUGCAGUUUCGCACCCAGGAAAUCCCUAUCGCUCGUUGUAUGCCCCGGCAGCACUUGAAGGAUCGCUGUACUUCGAGUCCGGGCUUUUUAAUGCAGCCCCGAAUAUUGGACUGUGCAUAUUCCAUUCACUUAUGUCCACUUCCGCCUUCCAUCUACAUCAGUGCUAUGAGUCCAACUCUGAGUAUCAUCACGUGGGCAUCACCCACCGGCAACUUGCACUAGAGUCCCUGCAAAUGGUUUUGAUGCACGAGGUACCGCUAUUUGAUUAUAAGACUCUUUUGGUCGCACUUCUUUCUAUGAUCACAAUUGGAGUGGUGGAAGGAAGCAUCAUCGACUUCCGUGUUCACCUUCAAGGGAUAGCCAAUUUUCAAGGCCCUCGCCGCAAAUGGCAAUUUAUAAGCGGAGACACUCGUCAGCUGAAUACUCAAAGUGCAUUCUUGAAUCUUCUUGCCCGCACUACCUCUCGUUGUACUCCAUCGCCUUGGGUUGCAAGCAGAGAGUUGCCGCAUAGGGGACAUGAUAGUCUGACUACAAAUGAUAAUCGCUCCUAUUGCUAUGAGUUCACUUACGGGAUCACAGCUGAUAUUGCAGCCGCCAUCCAGGAAAUAACUGAUCUCUACGAAUGUCUAGAAUACUAUCGCCAAGCACAAGGGCCCAUUCCGGAUGAUUUCCUCGAGGCUUGUGAAGAUCUUGGCGAUCGCCUGCUUUCCUGGACCUUGACCUCCGAUAAGGUUCCCUCGUUCAAUGACAGGGGCACGGAUGAAUUUGAUAUCUUCAAACAUCAUUCUCAUGCAUGGCAUGGUGCCGCUCUUAUAUUCUACCUAAAUUGUAUCCAAGGGGUCAAAGCCCAUGAUUUAGUAGAAGGGGUUGCCACAGUUGCCUCUCAUAUGCUCGCUGUUGAAGAAAUCAAAUCGAAGCAUGUCGCCAACCAGAUGGCCCCAAUCAGUUGGCCGGCCUUUAUAGCAUCAUGUUGUGCCCUAGAUCGAGAGCCUUGGGAAACAUGGUGGUUGGAUGUGCAAAAGUACGGUAUUGGGAGUAUCCGAAGACAAUAUAGUAUUGUGCAGGAAAUAUGGGCUGAAAUGGACACGCAUCCAUCUGAGGGGUGGUUGCAGAUUCUUCACCGACGAAACAUACAGGUUCUAGCCGCUUGA